Messenger RNA from Acanthoscelides obtectus, 483 nucleotides. The record is from the annotation of a GenBank genome assembly. Lineage: Eukaryota; Metazoa; Arthropoda; Insecta; Coleoptera; Chrysomelidae.
AUGCUCCAAAUAUCAAAACCUCAAAAUAGAAUUAGCACGGAUGUAGAAGUUAAAAGAAAUAAUGAUUAUUCCCAUCGUCAUAUCAGUAGAAGGAGUUGCCACGAACGCUUUGUCGGAGAAUUUGAAGGUCUUGAACCUUCCAAAGGGAACGCAUCCAUAAAACUGAACCACUUGCUGUAUAUGGACGACCUAAAGAACUUGCAACAGUCUGAUAAAUGCAGGUACGGCUGUCAGGACUCCGAAACAAUACAGCACGUAAUUGGUGGAUGCCAAGCAUUUGCUCCAACGGACUAUAAGGAGCGCCACGACAUAGCUGCCAAAAUCAUUCACCAGGAGUUGGCAUACAAAUUCAAACUGAUCGAAUGCAAGCUACAGUACUACAAAUAUACACCGCAAUGUGUCCUCGAGAACGACAAGUAUAAACUAUACUGGGAUCGUACUGUGCUUACGGACCAAUACAUAAACAAAACAGACCUGACAUAA